AUGCCCGGGAGCAGGUGCAGACUUCUUAGCCCUUAUCUCAGAGGGGGUAUCACGAGCCAUCAGAGGACAGAAGAUUUACAAGAGCUCAAUGAACGAGCAAGAGCAAAAGCCCUCCACUCAAAAAGACAACAGGAGGAAAUGAGCCUCCAAAGCGGCUGCAGGGGUCUCGACCGGAACAAACAUUGA
Blumeria graminis f. sp. triticale is the source of this 186-nucleotide messenger RNA. The record is from the annotation of a GenBank genome assembly. NCBI's taxonomy places the organism in Eukaryota, Fungi, Ascomycota, Leotiomycetes, Helotiales, Erysiphaceae.